This is a messenger RNA of Physeter macrocephalus (sperm whale), 1170 nucleotides long. Its product is annotated as von Hippel-Lindau disease tumor suppressor-like. The transcript has a single exon. NCBI's taxonomy places the organism in Eukaryota, Metazoa, Chordata, Mammalia, Artiodactyla, Physeteridae. Bases 582 to 869 code for a protein of 95 amino acids. The record is from RefSeq and is a predicted model, not a curated record.
CGUACCGCAAAAAAAAAGUCUUAUUUAAGAUAAAUGACAAAAAAGCUUUCAUAUAAUUAUCUACAGGUUGAUUUCAGAUACCUUAUCACCAUAGUACUUAAUGAAUUGGGCUAUGUUAGCUUCAGUUAACCCACAUAAUUUGUUGAACUUCAUAUAGUGUAAAUGAUUUAACUGAAAUGAAUUUUGUUAUGGUAUCAAAUUUGUUGAAAUGAAUUUUGCUAUAGUCUCAAAUUUGUUAACUCUUCUGCCUUUGUUAAAUGUUUUAAAUAGUUGAUUAUCUCAUAGUUUCCUAGUCUCUUGCAGCGUAAUUGAUACAUUGUCUAUAUUAUUAUACUUGGUUAACUGAAGGUAUUCUCUCUGUAAACUUCAACUAGUUGCCUAUAAAAUUUUCUCAGCAGAAACUAAUGGUAUUACAUUUAAAAAUGAAAUACCUUGUCCUUUAUUUAGAGGCCAUAUGUCUAGAAAAUCAUUCUGUGUAUAAAGAUUAAUCAACCAAUCAAAAGACAUAGCUUGUUUUCUUUAGUGUUACCAUUGACACCCGACAAAAUAUUGAAUUACCGAGUUUUAGGCUCCGGGAGGUAAUGCCCCGCAAGGCAGGGAACGCGGAAGAGGCCGAGGCCGGCGCGGAGGAGGGGGACGCGGAGGAGUCCGGCCCGGAAGAGUCCCACGCGGAGGAGCCCGGCUCCCAGCAGGAGAUGGAGGCAGGGCGGCCGCGGCCGAUGCUGCGCUCAGUAAACACGCGCGAGCCGUCCCAGGUCAUCUACAACCGCAGCCCGCGCGUGGUGCUGCCCGUGUGGCUCAACUUCGACGGCAAGCUGCAGCCCUAUCCGACGCUGCCCCCCAGCACGGGCCGCCGCAUCCAUAGCUAACGGGGUCAUCUUUGGCUCUUCCGAGAUGCUGGGACAUCUGAUGGGCUGCUAGUUAACCAAACCGAGCUGUUUGUGCCGUCUCUCAAUGUUGAUGGACAGCCUAUUUUUGCAAACAUCACACUACCAGUGUACACCCUGAAAGAGCGGUGCCUCCAGGUUGUGCGAAGCCUAGUCAAGCCUGAGGAUUACAGGAGACUGGACAUUGUGAGAUCCCUCUACAGUGAUUUGGAGGACCACCCAAAUGUGUGGAAGGACCUGGAGCGGUUGCCCCAGGAGCAUAUUGAAAAUCAGUGGAUGGCGA